Molecule: messenger RNA, 1344 nt
Organism: Scheffersomyces coipomensis
Lineage: Eukaryota; Fungi; Ascomycota; Pichiomycetes; Serinales; Debaryomycetaceae
Gene: ISC1
Product: inositol phosphosphingolipid phospholipase
Exons: 1
Coding region: 1-1344 (447 amino acids)
Biological process (GO): double-strand break repair
Cellular component (GO): PML body; cytoplasm
Molecular function (GO): single-stranded DNA binding; 5'-tyrosyl-DNA phosphodiesterase activity
Source: RefSeq, a predicted model, not a curated record
AUGCCAUUAAAAGAAUCAGCAUCCAUUGUGGAAGAUAUAGAUGCUACUCCAGUAGCGACAAUAGGUACAGAAUCAACCACCACCAUUGCCUCUGAAAAUGAUAGUAUUAAAUUAUUAACUUUUAACACAUGGGGAUUGAAAUUCAUUUCCAAACAUAGAAGACAAAGAAUUGAAGCCAUAGCUCAGAAAUUAUGUGAAGAACAGUAUGAUAUAGUUGCAUUACAAGAAAUUUGGAGUGAAGAUGAUUGGAAAUACUUUAAUCAAACGUGUCAAACUAUAUAUCCAUAUCGUCGUGCUUUUAAAUCAGGUAUCAUUGCUGGUCCCGGUUUAGCUAUCUUAUCUAAGAUACCGAUUGAUCAAUCAUUCUUAUAUCGAUUUCCUAUCAAUGGUAGACCAUCAGCUUUCUUUAGAGGUGAUUGGUAUGUGGGUAAGGGGAUUUCCAUCACUACUUUGAAACCACAUAAGAAAAAUGCAUUACCAAUUGCAAUUUUGAAUAGUCAUAUGCAUGCUCCAUAUUCCAAAGUUGGUGAUGCUAGCUAUUCAACUCAUCGUGCUUGUCAAGCAUGGGAUUUCACUAAGAUUGUUAAUAUGUUGAAAAGGAGUGGAUUUGCCGUGAUUCAAGUUGGUGAUUUAAAUUCAAGACCAAAUUCAUUACCAUAUAAUUUAUUCACAGUUGAGAGUCAAUUGAUUGAUUCUUGGAGAUUUUUAAACCCUAAUGAAGUUAGUAUUGCCGGGUUAACUCCUGAAGAUCAAAUCAUAACAGCAGGGGUAACUUGUAAUUCUCAAUUAAAUACAUAUCGAACUCAUUCUAAAAUUGAAGAUGCUUGUCGAUUAGAUUAUGCCUUAAUUGAUAUAAAUACUAUCACGCCAUUGAAAGCAGCAGUUAAGUUUACUGAAAAAUUACCUGCUCCCUUGAAUUGUUCAUAUUCUGAUCAUUUUGGAUAUAGUAUUGAAUUUGCUGUUCAAUCCAAAGAUGAGCAUAAAACUCAUGACGAUAGGUUUAUCCUGGAUCCAUCUGAGAAAAUUGAAAUAUAUCAACAAUUGUUAAUUGAGAUUGCCGAAUAUAGAAAACAUACCAUUCCAUUCCAAUCCAAUUGGAGAAAGAUAUAUUUCUUUUCUUCGAUAUUAAUUACUCUCCUGUUUUAUUUGUUUUCAGGAUUUCAAUCGAGAUUUGCUGUUUUAUUCUUAUUCUUGAGUCAUUUCAUCUUAGUUACAGGAAUCCUUAAUGGAAUGAUUUGGUUUUUCGGUGUAAGAUCCGAAUCAAGAGCCUUACAAGAAGUUGAAUUAGAAGUUGAAGAUGCUUAUUUCUCAUUAAAAACAGAGAUGUCACAUCCAUCCACUUAG